Messenger RNA from Artibeus jamaicensis (Jamaican fruit-eating bat), 1821 nucleotides. It is a transcript of the gene PCYT2, whose product is annotated as phosphate cytidylyltransferase 2, ethanolamine. NCBI's taxonomy places the organism in Eukaryota, Metazoa, Chordata, Mammalia, Chiroptera, Phyllostomidae. The record is from RefSeq and is a predicted model, not a curated record. Gene Ontology annotation, biological process: phosphatidylethanolamine biosynthetic process. Gene Ontology annotation, cellular component: cytoplasm. Bases 212 to 1285 code for a protein of 357 amino acids. The transcript has 14 exons. Gene Ontology annotation, molecular function: ethanolamine-phosphate cytidylyltransferase activity.
CAUGAUCCGAAACGGGCACGGGGUGGCAGUCGGCGCCGAACGGCUGGGCCCGGGAGGCAGGCCUGCAGUGCGAGUGUGGUGCGAUGGCUGCAGCCUGGCAUGAAGGACCAGGACGCAGGCCGGACCGCUGACCCCGUCGCGGAGACUCGGAGGGUUCUGGGAGAAGCGCCUUUCCUACAAGCACUCCUUCCCCGACGUUUGCCACUAUGACAUGGUGCAUUACGGCCACUCCAACCAGCUGCGCCAGGCACGGGCUAUGGGUGACUACCUCAUCGUGGGCGUGCACACCGACGAGGAGAUCGCCAAGCACAAGGGCCCCCCAGUGUUCACGCAGGAGGAGAGGUACCGGAUGGUGCAGGCCAUCAAGUGGGUGGACGAGGUGGUGCCAGCGGCUCCCUAUGUCACCACGCUGGAGACGCUGGACAAGUACAGCUGCGACUUCUGUGUCCACGGCAAUGACAUCACACUGACUGUGGACGGCCGGGACACCUAUGAGGAAGUGAAGCAGGCUGGGAGGUACAGAGAGUGCAAGCGCACCCAGGGCGUGUCCACCACGGACCUCGUUGGCCGCAUGCUGCUGGUCACCAAGGCCCAUCACAGCAGCCAAGAGAUGUCCUCCGAGUACCGAGAGUACGCAGACAGUUUUGGCAAGUGCCCAGGGGGGCGGAACCCCUGGACAGGGGUGUCCCAGUUUCUGCAGACCUCCCAGAAGAUCAUCCAGUUUGCUUCGGGGAAGGAGCCUCAGCCGGGCGAGACGGUCAUUUACGUGGCCGGUGCCUUUGACCUGUUCCACAUCGGGCACGUGGACUUUCUGGAGAAGGUGCACAGCCUGGCGGAGAGGCCUUACGUCAUCGCCGGCCUGCACUUCGACCAGGAGGUCAACCGCUACAAGGGCAAGAACUACCCCAUCAUGAACCUGCACGAGCGGACCCUGAGUGUGCUGGCCUGCAGGUAUGUGUCAGAGGUGGUGAUCGGGGCCCCGUAUGCAGUCACAGCCGAGCUCCUGGACCACUUCAAGGUGGACAUAGUGUGUCACGGGAAGACAGAAAUCGUGCCGGACAGGGACGGCUCUGACCCGUACCAGGAGCCCAAGAGGAGAGGCAUCUUCUGUCAGGUGGACAGUGGGAGUGACCUCACCACGGACCUCAUCGUCCAGCGCAUCAUCACAAACAGGCUGCAGUACGAGGCCCGGAACCAGAAGAAAGAGGCCAAGGAGCUGGCCUUUCUGGAGGCCAUGAGGCAGCAGGAGCCGCAGCCCACGAGGGAGAGGGACAGUCCCUUCUGACGGAGGAUGACCGCCACCGGGAGCCCUGGAGCUCGGCCUGCUCCGGCCCCGCUCCUCGCCCCUCCGUGGCUGCCUGCCGUGGGUUCGACAGCGUGGCCGCCCCCUCCCUCCUGCACCCUCCCCUCUGAGCUGCACGGGGAAGGAGCCCCGCAGGCAGGAUGAGCAGAGGGCGCCGGUGACCAGAGGGGUGCCACCCUGUGUGCCUGGGGAGGCCCAGCCCCGCCCCACCCUGCCCCCUCGGGAGGCUCCCACAGACCCAGCUGACUCCUGCCCGCCCCUCUCGGCGAGAGUCCACUUCGGGGGACAGUGACCCGAGGGCGCACAGCCUUCCCUCCGCAGGGUGCGGACCAGGCUGCCCCUGUACCCGCACCCUCUGCCUUGUGCUGUGUCCCUGGUGCCCCAAACCUGGCUCCUGGACCCUGAGCCCCGCUCCCCGGCCAACCUCCUGCUCUCCCCACGGACUUCUCCAUUUUGUGCGUGACGAGCCGGUGUGCAACCAAUAAAGCGGGUGGGAGACCCACUGUGUCGGGCCGUCA